AUGGUAGAUAAUUGGCAACACUUUCAAACAUUACUUAUCGCUGCACAUAACAUCAGUACAUUGUGCAUUGAUCUUGAUUGUGCUAUUAAAUUGUUUGAGAAUACUGGUGAAGAUUUAACAUUCUCACGUGUUCUUCAUUUAUUUAUUGAUGGAAACAACUGUGAUGUUACACUUAAAAAUGAACAUAUUCAUAGUUUAUCAAAAACUUUUAGUGAUAUACAUUCAUUAAAAAUCAAAUAUAAAACAGAAAAUUUAAUUGAAGCAGAUAUUGUAGGUUCAAUUUUAGAUAAUUGUAAACAACUUAUUGUAUUUACAAUAAAUGGACGAAUAUCAGAUGAUAUAUCAUUAGAACAUAUUCAAAAAUGGCUCAUUGAAUAUUCAUCUCGAUUAAAAAAUCCUAACAAAGAUUAUCAAGUAGAUUUUUGUGAUAAUUGGUUUCAAAUUUGGUUGUGA
Molecule: messenger RNA, 453 nt
Organism: Rotaria sp. Silwood2
Lineage: Eukaryota; Metazoa; Rotifera; Eurotatoria; Philodinida; Philodinidae
Source: the annotation of a GenBank genome assembly